AUGAUUAAACAACAGCAACUUAAGGCGCAAAGCGCCCAGGUCCUUCAGACCAUUACAUACGCCACAUAUGCAUAUAAUUCAAAGCCGGCAGAACAAACGCAAAGGUUGAAAUAUGGAGAUUUGGAGAUAGUAUUGAAAAAUGACCAUUUCGAAUUCGUUUGCAAAGGUGGUGCAGUGAUAUCAAAUAUAAAAGAAAUUUUAUUUAUGAAUUCUAAAAUUAAAGGUAUAACGGAUGAUAUAACAUCCAUUCCACCAGAAGAACAGAGAUAUUACGCAUUAAAUGCAUUUCCUAAAGUUUUGAAGAUUGGAAGAUUUAAUUUAAAUGAGGAAUUCAUAGAAGGUUUCCUAAAUGACAUAAUGAAGAAGGUGGAUAAGGAAUAUGUGGAUAGUGAGUUAAUGAAGAAAGCAGAUAAGGAAUACGUUAAUACUGAAUUAAAUAAGAAGGUGGAUAAGGAAUACGUUAAUACUGAAUUAAUGAAGAAAGCAGAUUUAGUUUAUGUUAAUAAUGAAUUAAAUAAGAAAGCAGAUUUAGUUUAUGUAAAUACCGAGUUAAAUAAGAAAGCAGAUGUUGAUCAUACACAUGUUCAAUUCGAUGAAUUAAAUAACAGAAUUAAUCAAACAAAUGCAACAGUUAAAAGUAAUUAUGAUAAUUUAAAUUUCAGAGUUAAUGAAAAUUCAAGAGUAAUUAAUCAAAAAGCAUUUAAAAGUUAUGUUGACCAGGAAUUAAAUAAGAAGGCAAAUUUGGUUUAUGUUGAUGAAAAAGAUAAUGAAAUUAAAGAAAAGGUUGAAGGGUAUCAUGAAUGGACAUUGGAGACUUUUAAAGUUAAAGCUGAUACAGAAUGGGUUUCAGGAUGUUUAGACCUUAAAGCAGAUAAAACUUAUGUUAAUGAUAAAUUAGAGAAGAAAGCAGAUAAAACAUAUGUUAACGAUGAGUUAGAGAAGAAAGCAGAUAAGGAAAAAGUUAUUUCAUUCAUUAAUACUGAGUUAGCAAAGAAAGCUGAUAUAUCAUUUGUUAAUGAAGAAAUAAAACAAUCAGAGGUCUAUUUUACUCCACCAUUUUUAAAUUUUAUGAAAUCAUCAGAUAAAACAUUUCAAUCUAUUGAAUGGAUAUGUUACGAUGGAGUGACCAUGUAUUUAUUUUAUACAGCUGGAGUGCUUUAUUAUUUUAAAACAAAUGAUUUUAAAAACUAUGAAUCAUUUACUCCAUCUGUUUGGAAUCCUGAUACACGAGAGCCAAUCAUUAAUCCAAGAAUUUUAUAUGUUGAAUAUAAUAACGGUAAAUUUAUGGGAAUGAUAACGGUUGGAGAUGAUUUUUGCCCUUUUUAUUCAUUCGAUUGUAUCCAAUGGUUCAAAU
Molecule: messenger RNA, 1354 nt
Organism: Trichomonas vaginalis G3
Lineage: Eukaryota; Parabasalia; Trichomonadida; Trichomonadidae
Exons: 1
Source: RefSeq, a predicted model, not a curated record